CUUUCACUCAUUAGAGGAACAGCAAGUUGGCUAGGCUCUUGACAUUGGCAGAUUGGACAGAGGAAUGUUUCUGUGUGCAAGGAAGAACUGCUUAAUGUAAGAGGCCCCAUCUGAAUUUAUUUGCGGGACAUCAAUGUGAUCAAGUGAAAAAGGAGGACCAAGAGGCAACAUAUCCCAGACUCAGCAGGGAGCUGCUGGACAAGAAAGAGCCUGAAGUCUUUCAGGACUCACUGGAUAGAUGUUAUUCUACUCCUUCCGGUUAUCUUGAACUGUCUGACUCAUGCCAACCCUACAGAAGUGCCUUUUACUCAUUGGAGGAACAGCACAUUGGCUUGGCUCUUGAUGUGGACAGUGAGUACCUUACUAUGAAGGUGAUGAGACUCCACCUGGUCUUCCAGAUAGAGAUGAUAUUCCUGUUCCAAGUGGCCCUUAUUGACCCAAGCGAUGUCAUUGCCACAGGAAUUAAAAAGAACCAAGAAGAGGAAGAAGACCAAGGCCCACCAUGCCCCAGGCUCAGCAGAGAGCUGCUGGAGGUAGUAAAGCCUGAAAUCUUGCAGGACUCAUGGAUAGAUAUUAUCCAACUCCUUCCAGUUAUCUUGAACUGCCUGACUCAUGCCAGCACUAUGGAAGUUCCUUUUACUCAUUGGAGGAACAACACGUUGGCUUUUCUCUUGACAUGGAUGAAAUUGAAAAGUACCAAGAAGGGGAAGAAGAUCAAAUCCCACCAUGCCCCAAGUAACUUUCAGCAAUUGUGGAUACUUAAUUCUGUGUUAACACAUGGAGACGACAGAUCCAGGGAAAACAGAGUGUGUUCGAUUUCAUGUUUUCAACAAAGGGAGAAUUACUCCUUCUGUCAUUGCUGUUGGUUUCCACUGUAGUAGACAUUUAGGUUUCCAUUUCUUCCUCCCCUUAUCAUUUGCCAAUGUGCCAUAGGUUGACCAUACCUCAAAAGCUGUACUCUCAUGGUGACUACAUCGAAUUUUGAGCGCGUUUUAUGGAAAACUAAAGAGCUCACUCUUUUCCUGUGUGUCAUGAGGGCACUAACUCAGAGUGUCCUUUUACUCCCUUAUCAGUGUGUCACCUGGCCAAUUCACUGAGUCACUUUCUCUCUCUGUCUGUCUGUCUCCGUCUCUCUCUCUCUGUCUUUCUCUUUCAUUGUUUUCUACCUGGCCCCGUUCUAACCCAAC
Molecule: messenger RNA, 1187 nt
Organism: Pongo pygmaeus (Bornean orangutan)
Lineage: Eukaryota; Metazoa; Chordata; Mammalia; Primates; Hominidae
Product: neuroblastoma breakpoint family member 11-like
Exons: 6
Coding region: 366-878 (170 amino acids)
Source: RefSeq, a predicted model, not a curated record